Messenger RNA from Oncorhynchus mykiss (rainbow trout), 2669 nucleotides. The record is from RefSeq and is a predicted model, not a curated record. Lineage: Eukaryota; Metazoa; Chordata; Actinopteri; Salmoniformes; Salmonidae.
GUAGCCACUCCUUCCUCUUUACUCCGUCCUUCCCUCUCUCUCUCUCUCUCUCUCUCUCUCUCUCUCUCGCUUUUUCAGAAGAACAGGGCGUCCGACAGACGCAGAGAGGCAGGUCUCCUCACUGCAGCUCCAGGCCUAUAUCUUCCUAUCUGAGCCACUAUGAACCUUGUGAACAGCAGCCAGUGGUUCCUGACCCAGCCGUCUCCCAGCCCAGCAGGACCCAGUAAAGGACUGGGCUGUAGUAAUACCUGGCAGGCAGAGACAGGCCGCAUCACUCAGAUGAUAAUCACCGUGCUCAUCUUCCUGGUGGGCGUGUCCUUGAACACCCUAGUGGUGUAUGCGUUGGCCUGGCGUGGGCGUGGCCGCCUGACGAGGCGUGGCAGCUUGGGCCAAGGGGAGACGCGCGGCGCCAGCAGCUUCCGUGUCUACGUCGUGAACCUGGCGCUGGCUGACCUGGUCCUCCUCCUCCGCACCCCUCUGAUGCUGGCGUACCUGGCCCACAGCUGUAGCUGGCCCGUGGGGAAACUGGCCUGUCGCCUGGUGGUAUUCCUGAGAGGCUUGGGACUAUACGCUGCAGCCUUCCUGCUGUGUGCCGUGGCUGUGGAGAGAUGUCUGUGUCUCCUCAGGCCGGUCUGGUCCAGUCUGAAGCGUCCUCGCUGGGCAGUUCCCCUGGUGUGUGGUCUCCUCUGGGGGCUGGCUGCUGCCCUGGCUACCCCUUACCUCCACACUGCCGACCUGCUGGAGAUCAACGGUACUACCCAGUGUCUGGAGAGCCUGGGGUACAGCACGGGGCUGUUUGUGACCGAGACGGUGGCCGGGUUCCUCCUGCCACUAACGGUGUUCCUGGUGAGUAACGUAGCCGUGCUGUGGACCGCCAGGCAGGCAGGGGUCUCCGGACCGACCUCUCCAUCCUCCUCUUCGGCGACUGCGAGACAGAUGGCCAGACUGUACCGGGUCCUCUUCCUCACCAUGCUUCUCUUCCUCUCCUGCUGGGUCCCCUACUUUACCUGCCGCUUCCUGCGGGCGCUGGCUGCAGGGCGGCCUGACCGGACGGGGCUCUACCGGGCGUCGUUCACGGGGGCAUACGUCUCUCUGUUCCUGGUGUACCUGAAGAGCUCCCUGAACCCUGUCCUCUACGUGUUCGCCGCCCGAGGCCUGGGGCGAACCGUCCGCGCCUCGCUCCCCUCCACCAUUGAGAGAGUCUUCAACGAUGACUAUUCUGACUCCAGGAGUAGACGGACCAUAAGGAGGGAGGAUUCACAGAUCUAGUGCCCUAAAAAGCCCUGUUAUAGGGACCGUACAUAUGGGAGAUUCACAGAUCUAGUGCCCUAAAAAGCCCUAUUAGGGACCGUACAUAUGGGAGAUUCACAGAUCUAGUGCCCUAAAAAGCCCUAUUAGGGACCGUACAUAUGGGAGAUUCACAGAUCUAGUGCCCUAAAAAGCCCUAUUAGGGACCGUACAUAUUGGAGAUUCACAGAUCUAGUGCCCUAAAAAGCCCUAUUAGGGACCGUACAUAUUGGAGAUUCACCGAUCUAGUGCUCCAGAAUCCUGUUAAAGACCUUGCAUGUUUUACUAGCAGACUGUAGAGAUCCAUUGUGACUGCUGGCCAACAUGAACUCAGACGUUACAGGCUUACUUCAGCCCCGUGUGGACUACAUGGACUGCAUUAUUAUAGCUAUAGGCAUUAUCUUAGGCUUGGUGACAGGCUUGCUUCAGCCCUGUCUGGUCUACAUUAUCAGGACUAUAUUGCAUUAUCUUAGGCUGGGUGACAGGCUUGCUUCAGCCCUGUCUGGUCUACAUUAUCAGGACUAUAUUGCAUUAUCUUAGGCUGGGUGACAGUCUUGCUUCAGCCCUGUCUGGACUACAUUAUCAGGACUACAUUGCAUUAUCUUAGGCUGGGUGACAGGCUUGCUUCAGCCCUGUCUGGACUACAUUAUCAGGACUAUAUUGCAUUAUCUUAGGCUGGGUGACAGGCUUGCUUCAGCCCUGUCUGGACUACAUUAUCAGGACUAUAUUGCAUUAUCUUAGGCUUGGUGACAGGCUUGCUUCAGCCCUGUCUGGACUACAUUAUCAGGACUAUAUUGCAUUAUCUUAGGCUCGGUGACAGGCUUGCUUCAGCCCAAUGGCGUCAUCAGACCUGGGCUUUCUGGGAUUUAGCCCCGAGUCUUGGUGUAAAACAAGCUCAGCUACACUGCAUUACACACUGCAACGAACUCUCCAAUCAUGAGCCCUGUCCUGGCCUGCCUCUUCAGUGAUGCCUAAAACCACCAUUUCUGUGUACGGUGGCACUUUAGGAGGCCCGAGUCACAGUGAUUUAUCAUCUCGCUACAUGGUAGAUGGGUUGGCUGCCAACGAUGUGCGCUCCUCCUCAGCCUGUUGUGGUUCUGGAUGGCCAGACUGCUCGCAAGAGAGACACUGUCAUUAGAAGGAAUCAAUCAGGGCUUAUUUCAGCAUGUUUCAUCUUGUUAUUGAUACCAUGUUGUGUUUUGAGGUGUUUUGACUGAUUUCAUGUCAAUGCAAAUGUAUUUUUUAAAAAAACAAACGUGUGAUAACUUGCUCACCGUCAACUGUAAUGAUGUAUCUGAAACAACAAGGUCAUUGUGCAAAUGUUGUUUUGUUUUUUCCUUCCAAUAAACAUCGGAGACUAAAUAUAGUUUCCACGUUAACAA